Oncorhynchus gorbuscha (pink salmon) is the source of this 4835-nucleotide messenger RNA. Its product is annotated as CAP-Gly domain-containing linker protein 3-like. Gene Ontology annotation, cellular component: microtubule plus-end; cytoplasm; nucleus. NCBI's taxonomy places the organism in Eukaryota, Metazoa, Chordata, Actinopteri, Salmoniformes, Salmonidae. Gene Ontology annotation, molecular function: microtubule plus-end binding. The record is from RefSeq and is a predicted model, not a curated record. Bases 168 to 1793 code for a protein of 541 amino acids. Gene Ontology annotation, biological process: cytoplasmic microtubule organization. The transcript has 14 exons.
GUUGUGGUCCAUGGGCGCUCGCGCCCGUGACGCAGGCACAGAGAAAGACCUUCGCAGCAGUACAGCAGCAUCUUCAGCACCAUUGCAGUUCUCAUCUAGCUGAACAGUGAGGAAAAGCUUGAGAUAAUCGACAAGGCUUGUUUUGAGGCCUGGCAACAUCUAACAGAAUGACUAAAGAGCAGACUGCCGAGGUGGAGGAGGAGGCCCAGCCUGCCUCUGAGCACCAGAGCCCAGUUCAUGAGCCCCGGAAGAGGCCCAUGGUCCACCCAUCUGCACAGGCCCCCCUCCCCAAAGACUAUGUCUUCACAUUCUUUGACCCAAAUGAUCCUGCGUGUCUGGAGAUCCUGCUGGAUCCGCGCACCACCAUCCCAGAGCUUUUCGCCAUCAUCCGACAGUGGGUCCCACAGGUCCAGCACAAGAUCGACCUCAUCGGAAACGAGAUCUUGAAGCGUGGUUGCCAUGUCAAUGACCGUGAUGGACUGACAGACAUGACUUUGCUCCACUACAGUUGCAAAGCCGGAGCCCAUGGUGUUGGUGACCCUGCCGCUGCCCUCAGGCUGUCCAAUCAGCUCAUUUCCCUGGGGGCAGACGUCAGUCUCCGCAGCCGCUGGACCAACAUGAACGCCGUGCACUAUGCUGCAUACUUCGACGUGCCAGAGCUGAUUCGCAUUCUCCUCAAGGCCUCCAAACCUAGAGUACUGAAUUCCACCUGCAGUGACUUCCACCAUGGCACAGCCCUGCACAUCGCUGCCUCCAACCUGUGUCUGGGAUCAGUCCAGUGUCUGCUAGAGCAUGGAGCCAACCCCACUGUCAGGAAUGAUAAAGGGCAGGGGCCAGCCGAGGUGGUCCCUGACCCCAUGGACAUGACUCUGGACAAAGCGGAGGCGGCCAUGGUGGCCAAGGAGCUGAAGCAGCUGCUGCUGGACUCUGUGCCACUCAGCUGCAACCUGCCCCGCGCCACCCUGCUCAACUACGACAACAUCCCUGGCAACCUCAUGCUCACCUCCAUCGGCCUGAAACUGGGCGACCGUGUGGUGCUGGACGACAUGAAGACGGGCACCCUGCGCUUCUGUGGGACCACGGAGUUCGCCAGUGGCCAGUGGGUGGGGGUGGAGCUGGACGAGCCAGAGGGCAAGAACGACGGAAGUGUGGGAGGGGUGCGUUACUUCAUCUGCCCCCCCAAACUGGGUAUCUUUGCUCCAGUGUCAAAAAUCGCUAAAGCUGUUGAGCUGGCCCCCUCCUCUGUCACCUCCACACCCAAGACACCCCGCAUGGACUUCUCCCGCGUCACAGGAAAGAACAAGAAAGAAAAGAAGGAAAUAAUGGAGAGAGAGAAAGCUCUGAGGAAGAAGUCUAUGUCCGUAGCCAGUCUGGACCCGGAUGGGGUGAAGGUGGAACUUGGAGAUCAGGUGCUGGUUGCUGGUGUGAAGCAGGGAAUCAUACGCUAUUACGGAAAGACAGACUUUGCCCCAGGUUACUGGUUUGGUGUGGAGCUGGAGAAUCCCACAGGAAAGCAUGAUGGGUCUGUUUUUGGUGUCCGCUACUUCAACUGCAUGCCCAAGUACGGCGUCUUUGCACCCCCAUCUCGCGUGCAGAGAAUCUGCGGACCAAAGGAUGGUCAUAUCGGCGACGGCACGAUGGUGAAGAAAGUCCACCAGGUGUCUAUGAACCAGCCAAGGCGUAAAUUCAACACGGUGAGGUCACCCAAGGACAUCACCUCUGAGAAUUCAAUAUCAAGAUUGCUGUUCUGCUGCUGGUUCCCCUGGAUGCUGCGUGCUGAGAUGCAGUCCUAACCACACUCUCCUUCCUCCUCCUCUUCCUCCUCCUCAAAAGAUCUACUGCUCUCCUCCUCUUAAUGUCCAUCUUUCAUUUAUGCUUUCCUCUGGCUGUUGCUGUCAGAAUUACAGUAGUGAACCUCCGCCCCCCCCCCCAUGAUCUCAAUCAGUCCUAUAGCAAAAUCUAGUGCCUUGUAUGUUAACUAACAUCCCGCAUUCCGUUUGUAACACUAAUAAUGAGACUAAAUCAUUGUAACCCGAAAUCUGGGAUACAAACCCUACAAAAGCAAUUAUUUAAUAGAUAUAAUCACUUAGUUUUUGUAAGUUACUCUAUUUCAGAAGUUGCCAACACCCAUUGUCCAGUCAGCCAACUUCUUAUGCCAUGGAGCUUCUACUAGGGAACCUUUCAAAUGACUAAGUACAUGAUGCUGUACUUUGUUGUUUUUCUGCUGCUUCAUCCUAAUUCCCUGUAUUUCAGAGGAGACCAAGGGCCUCAAAGUAAUACAUGGUCUGUCAGUGUGAACCGACUGCAGAUGGCCAUGUUGCGCUAAAGGGAUUUAUCCAAAAUCUGGAUGUGUGAGUCAAAUUGUGUUCCAAAUAAAUGUGCACAUCAACAUGCCUUUUAUUGUGAAAAGAUGUGAUAUGAACAUAUGGUCAUGUUCUUCUGAUGCUGUAUGUUCAAAAGUAAACAGGGUUUAAUAUUAUUCAGGAUUCCGACAUCUGCUAUUUCUCCACUUGCACUCUGAGCAUUUUCCCAAAUAUGCAAUUGGAAUGAUGUAUAUAAUAUUGAUUUGCUUGUUAAUGGGCUUGUGUAAAUUAUAGUAUGCUCACAGGUGAUACAAAAACAAGGUUCGUGGUCUCUGGUAGCCUACUAAAUUUGUUGACAGAGCCCUGUUAAAUACUAGUUACCUGUUUUAGGUCAAAGGUAAUGCUACCACGUACAUAUAUGGUCAUCAUAAUGUCCCAACUUAAUUGCAGAAGGAGAACUUUAUCUGCACAGAUAUCUUCUGUACCCUUGAAAGACACUUUUCUAGCAAUGGUUUAAAUCGUGGUAAUAUAGACAGCACCCUUUUGUCAAUAACUGGGUCAAAUAAGACUUUCAUAACUUGGUCUAAGGUGUUUCUUGCACUUUGAGCCAGUUGGUCUCAAAUCCAAGUUAAGCUAACCAAAAUGCCUGCUAACCCCAAAAUGUAAUGGCAGGUAAUGUAAGGGAAAACCACCUAGAUUAAUAUUGUUUAAGCUGUUGUCUUUAUUGUGUGGCAUGAAGUACCAAUAACAUAACUUUUGCUUAACUUUAACUUAAACGUACUGUUAGCAAAAAGCUUUAUUUUCCCACAGUUACAUUUUGUUUAUAGAAAUAUGAAAUCUACAAGGGUACCACAAUAUACUUGUUAAAGGUACAUUUCUUGAUAAACCAGUGGCCUCCACCCCAUCUCUAGGUUUGUUGUUGCAGCAAUGGUGUUCAUCUCAGGCUAGCUCAGUGCUACCACAGUUUACACCCCCUGUUGGCUAUCCUCCAAUGCUUCUCUCUCCUUCUCUCUCAACGUUAGACUUUGGUAGGUUUGUGAGUGUGAGCAUUAGAUAAAAAUCUGACCUUCUAAACUUGUGUGUGCUUAAUGUCAAAACCUACGAGUGUGCAUGAAAACAGAAAUAAUUUAACCUGUGUACUUAGCUGUGUGGAUAUGGAUAGUGUCUUUAUCUACUGAACACAGUGUCUUUAUCUACUGAACACUAUGUAAGCACAUCACGAGGAGGAGAAAAACACCUGAACUUGCUCCUGCACUCUUUGAACACCGUUGUGAGCAUCCUGUGUUAAUAACAGCACCGUGAAACGGCAAGAAAUACUCAUUAUCAGGAAGGGCCUGUGCACCAUGUCAUAUUCCGAAAUCGCCACUUAUCCAAUGUGGUACUGAACAAUGUGGAACUGAAGGCAACAAUGUGUGGUUGUUUUUGAUAUUGCUAGCGUACGGUUAUGACUAGGUCUGUAAGAGAGCCGCAGAACAACGAGGAUGCUAUGAGGGAGUCGGCUUCAGCUUCAUUUGAUCUGAAUAAGGGACAUUAGUAUAUCCAGUUUGAGAGGAACUCAUUCAGGAACUCACCUCAAAGUCAUGUAAUGGGAUACUUAGGAACCUGUGGCAAUUGGAACUUUUCUCCUGUUUUAUUUAAUUGAAUUGUGACUAUGUCAACACAAAGUGUUGCAAACUUUGUCAGGACAGCUCACUUUGUUCAAAUCUUCUGUUAGCCAAAUAUACUAAAAUGAUAUUGUGUCAAGAAGGACUGAGUUUCUUUACUAUUGUGAGCAUUGUUUAGUAGAUAAGAAAAUCAUCCUCGCCUCAUGCUGAAGUGCUUGAUAAUGAGUAUGAAUACAUCACCAUGUCUUGUCUUUACUACUCAUGUUGGAAAAAUGUCAUUAGAAAUAAGUAUAGCAACAUUGUUCAUAUUUACUAAAUGGUCGAGUUGAGUAGUUGGUUGACAUAUUUAAUGCUCAAGUAAAGUGACCAAAAUGGUGUAGUUAUUGCCUGACCUUUACGCUCUAGUAGCAUAAUAAGUCCCACAAUAUGCCAGUAGAUGUCACUAAUGUGUCACUUUUAUCAUCUCUACAACUAACAUGACAAGAAUCUAAAUUGAUGAGUCCUCCACUCUUCAAAUUUUUGUUUAUUCAACAUUAUGAACAUUGAUAUAAUCUUAUUAAGUUGUGUACUGUCAUUAUUAAAAAACAAAAACAUGAUGUUAUUCUAAAACUUGAUCUCAACAAUGGUUAAUUUUCUUCAUAGACAUGGCAUAGCAGUUUGUUAAAAAUAUAUUUGGAUAAUUUCACUAAGUGUACUUUUAUUUAGUUUUAUAGUGUGUUGGUGUCUGUGUCCCAAAACAGGUAAAGGGGAUGUUGGUAAUGUUGGAUUUAUUAUAGUGUUUAUUUAUUAUAGUUUAUAGUUUAUUAUAGUGUUAUUGCAUGCUCUUUAUUUUCUGAAAGUUUCUUUUUCCAACAGUGUAUCUCAGAAUGAAAAUGCUUAUAAUUACAACUCUGACUAUGAAUCUAAUAAAAGUUUAUGUUGUUUUCUA